AUGUCAAAUAUAUCAAAGAGGAGAAAAGAGGGAUCGAGAGCUAAGAUCAAGACUAUGGGAGACCACAAGGAGUUUUUAAAACGUAUUAGUAAAACAUUGUAUUAUGGACAAUUACCAACACUUCCCUGCUUAAGUCUUCCUGUUACUGAAAUAUCGUGCGAGUUGUGGUCCGUCCCGCAGCGCGGGCGCUCGUUGCGGCGCCUACACACGGACGCGGCGGCCGAGAUCGCACGUUCCGCAUGUGUAUCGCCCUGUGCGCUCGUGCUCGCCAUCCUCUACCUCGAGCGCCUCAAGCGCUGCAACCCUGACUACCUGAAUGCUGCUGCUCCUGCUGAUUUGUUUCUUGUUUCUUUGAUGGUCAGCAAUAAAUUUCUACAAGAUGAUGGCGAAGACGAUGAAGUCAUAUGCUCCGAGUGGGCCGCGUCCGGCGGCAUUGAGCUCAAACAACUUAAAAAACUUGAAGUGGAAUUCCUUAACGCCAUAGAUUGGAAUGUUUUUGUAAGCGAUAAAUCAUUUGAGGAGGGACUACUUUGGCUGGAGCGGCAGGUAGCCCUCAGGCAAGCGCAGCUCCGCGGCUUCUUCACGUACACAGACCUCGCGGCCGCCUGCAACGCGGCGCUGCUCGGCGACGCCGUGCGCGUUGCGGCCGCCGCUGCCGCCUCCGCCGCAGGCCUGCUCACGCUCGUCGCCUCCGCCCUCGUCGUGUCGCAGGCCUGCCUGCCCCCCCUACGCCCCCUGCACCCCCUGUCCGCCGCACUCGACACAACCACACUCGAUCACAAUUACCAAAAUGAAUUGCCUAUUAAUCUCUCCAAUGCGACUGUGGAUAUACAGACCUACACACUAUCAGAUGAUUCGGCUACAAAUAAUCUUAGGUGUUGCAACAAGUGGUUGAAAUAUCAAGAGGAGAGUGAACCGAAAAAGACAUGGUACGACGGUGUCAUCACAUAUGACUGGAAAUUUGAGCCGUGGUGGUCUAGAACGUCGGUACUGAACUGGCUGUACCAGAGUUCUCUCAUUAACCCAAUGCAAAGAUGGCUAGAGAAAAUGAAUCAAUAUAUUGAUUUCAUAAAGAGGGACAUGGGGUAUAUGAAAGGUAGUAGUGUGGAGAAAUGCAAUAGUUACAACAGACUCGGUAAGAGACAGUGUGUGCGGCAGUGGCUGAACUUGAGCAAGCUGAGUGUCUUUGUGGCCUCUGUGUCAGAUCGAACUUCGACUUUACAGAAGGCAAUCACCAUUUUUAAUUUUGAAGAGGUAUCACUUGAAAGAAGUCAUCUUGACCAAGGAGUAUGGUUGGACCAGUACUAUCUUGCCGCUUGCUUUCAGCAAGCAUUGUAUGACAUUGCAUGUGUAAGUGUGCCAAUGCACAAUUUCUCGCACUUGCUAAGACUACGAGGAGUCCAUCCGGCGAGACAAACA
Molecule: messenger RNA, 1419 nt
Organism: Brenthis ino (lesser marbled fritillary)
Lineage: Eukaryota; Metazoa; Arthropoda; Insecta; Lepidoptera; Nymphalidae
Source: the annotation of a GenBank genome assembly